This is a messenger RNA of Caenorhabditis angaria, 2416 nucleotides long. The record is from the annotation of a GenBank genome assembly. Lineage: Eukaryota; Metazoa; Nematoda; Chromadorea; Rhabditida; Rhabditidae.
AUGAUUUUAAUAUUUUUGUUAGCUGUGGCUGGAGCUGCGGCGUAUUAUUUGUAUUUCGAGCAUGGAAGAAAGGAGGUGGGUUUCGAAAAUUUUGAAUUUUUGUCGCCGCAAAUCCACGUGACAUAAUUUUUGAAAAAAUGAGAUUCUGAAAACUCACCCAGUUUUUAAAAUUCACAAUUUUCAAGGUCAUAACCCAUGUUAAAAUGAGCAAUGCUUUCAGAUCCGUCAAAAAUUAAGCAUCCUCGUCGAGAAACGUCGCGAAGAAUCUCGCCAAAACAUCGAACGAGCUCGAAAAGUCGGAGAAAAAGUCGACCCAGCCACCCGCGACCACAUUGGAUCUCUCGAUUUCGAUCAUCUUCGUCUCGAACUUCAAGCCGGUACAAUCUCAUGCAUCGAUACACUUCGAACAUAUUUCUAUAAAGCUGUGAUUGCUCAUGAAAAGACAAAUGCAAUUUGUAUGUUUAUAGAGGAAUCUGAAGAAUGGGCUGAAGAAUGGGAUAAGAAAGCGAAAGAGCCUGGAUUUGUGAAACCUGCUCUUUUUGGAAUUCCCUUAUCACUUAAAGAAUGUAUUAUGAUCAAAGGAUACGAUCAAACACGUGGUUUUGUUCAAGACGCAUUCCAUCCAGCAACAUCUGAUUCACUUCAAGUAACCCACUUCAAAAAUCUGGGUCUCAUCCCAUUUUGCACUACAAAUGUUCCCCAAUCUCUUCUCUCUUAUAAUUGCUGCAACCCACUUUAUGGUACAACAACUCAUCCUCUGGACAAAUCUCGAACUCCUGGUGGAAGUUCUGGAGGUGAAAGUGCUCUUCUUGCCGCAGGCGGUUCGAUUUUAGGAAUGGGUGGAGAUGUUGGCGGGUCAGUUAGGAUACCGUGUCAUUUCACAGGGACUGCCGCAAUCAAACCAUCAAAAAUGCGAUUUGCACAUCGAGGCGGUGGAUCUUCUGUUCCGGGAAAACCAUUGAUUGAUGCAAAUGAUGGUCCGAUGGCCAGAGAUGUUAAGACAAAUGUUGAAUUCUUGAGGAAUGUCUGGGCUGAUGCUUAUCAAUCUUCAGUUGAUCCAUAUUGUCCACCAGUUUUAUGGAAUGAAGAUUUAUAUUCGAGUGCAAAACCAUUGAGAAUUGGAUAUUAUAUUGAUGAUGGAUGGUUUACACCGACUCCCGCAAUUCAAAGAGGUGUUUUGGAAGCGAAACAGAUUCUUGAGGAAAAAGGUCACACUUUAAUACCAUUCAAACCACCCCGAGUUGAGGAAGCAAUGCAAAUGUAUUAUCGAGCUGUUUGUUUGGAUGGUGGACAAUAUAUUUUGAGAAAAUUAUUGAAGGAUUUGAUUGAGCCGACGAUUACAACACAAGUCACAUUGUGGAUGGUUCCGAUUUGGUUGCAAAGAUUGUUGAGUUAUCCAAUGAGUUUGGUGUUUCCGAGAUUGUCGGUGUUGAUGAAGGCGUUGACGAGAGAUACUUUUGGUGAGGAUUUUGGGAGGUUGAAGGGGUACAUAGCUGUGAGCAUAGUUGUCAAGUAGCCACGUCUAAUUGUCAAGGACUCGCAUCUAGAAAAUCACUAUGACUAGGCACGGUACCUUGAGAGCUUCAAUGCCAAGAGUCCUAGACUAGAGAGCUUAGUUCUCAAGCAACCGCACCUAGAGAUUAACUCAGACAAGCAGCCGCGCCUUGAAAUGUUCGGUUACAAGUAGCAGAGCCUAGAGAGCUUAGUUCCCGCGCUUAUGAAGUUCAGUUGACAAGGAUCAAAGCCUUGAUAGCGUAAUUGUUAAGGACCCGCGUCUAGAAAUCAACUCUGUCAAGGAGCCACCUCUUGAGAGCUUCAACAUCAAGUAGCCGAGCCCAGAGUAGGUCGCGUGUGCUCCAUUUCCCAGCACAAAGUUCAUUUGAAACUUCAUCACAUCAUUAAAAAUAUUUGUUUACACUUUGAUAAGAUUCACAUUCCCAUACCCAUAUAGUUUGUAGUUCACCUCUCCUCAGAGUACUUCCUUGUCCCUUCUCCAACUGAAUGUUUUUUUUCAGAACUUCGCGAAGCUUAUGCUGGAAUUGAGGGAUAUCGAGAGCAAUUCGUCGAACUUAUGUUCGCUGACAAUCUCGAUGUUCUUCUUUGCCCUCCACAAAUCAUGCCAGCUCCUCAACACGAUAUUCCAUCGAAACUUGUCUCGGGUGUCAGUUAUACGUGUCUUUUCAAUUUAUUAGAUUAUGCUGCUGGAGUUGUGCCAAUUACUCAUGUUACAAAAAAAGACGAUGCUGAUCUUGAAGAUUAUCCAGAAACUGAUCAAUGGUAUAAAUUGGCGAAAAAAGCGACGAAGGGAGCGAUUGGAAUGCCGAUUGGUGUACAAAUUGCAGCGCCGCCAUAUCGAGAGGAAGUUGUGUUGAGAGCUAUGCGUGAUAUUGAAAUUGCGGUUGAACAACGCAAAUAA